UCCCAUUUGCGUCCCAGCUCAUCUCUAGAGAGAGAAACACUGAGAGUCUCCCACACGCACACAGCGAGAGCGAGAGAGAGAGAGAGAGAGAGAGAGAGAGUUUUAAAUUCAUUCUUGCAUUCGGCCCCGUCAAUGGCGCAAAUCAAGCUUACAUAAAUGCCAAAAUAAAAAAGAAAAAAAAUAAUAAAGGAAUCCCUAUGUAAACGCUCCGCCCACUGAUGAUUGCCAUAACCUCCACCCACUCCCAAACCCACACUCCCCACACAGUCUCUCUCUCGCCUUGCUUCCUGCUAAUGGUCCGAGAGAGAACAGAGAGCAACAUUAGGGGAGACUAAGCAGUGAGGAAAACAACCAUGGCUCCUGCGUGUUUCAGCAAUCCAAACGCGCCCUCCGGCCCCUCUCCCCACCAAACGCCCCAGAACCUCAUCACCUGCACAUACCACACUGCCUCUCUCUGCUGCGGCGAGCACGCCUCCCACGCCCCCCUCACCCUCGCCUGGUCCAAGUCCCUCGCCUCCCACACUCUCACCCUCUUCGCCCCCGAUUCUUUCUCCUCCACCAUCUCCCUCCGCCCCUCAUUCUUCCGCACCCGACCCGGAUCUGGCUCCAGAUCCAUCCGCCUCGCCGGCCCCCGUCCCCGCAAAAUCAAGCUCCACUGGGAUUUCACCCGGGCCGACUUUCCCCACAACUCCGCCGAGCCCCAGUCCGGCUUCUACCUCGCCAUCACGUGCAAUGCGAGUGUCGAAUUCUUCCUCGGCGAUCUCCGGGACGAGUUCGCUCGCCGGGCCGGGCUGCGCGACUCGGCCGAGCCUGCCCAGACUCUACUGUCGCGGCGAGAGCACGCGUUUGGACGCAGGAGUUACCUUACCCGGGCCGAGUUCUCGGGCUCCAAACACGAGAUUGGGAUAGACUGCGGCGGCGGAGCGCUCCGAGUGAAAGUGGACGGGGAGGUCAAAUUGGUGGUGAAGAGGCUGGCUUGGAAGUUUAGGGGGAAUGAGAGAAUGGUGGUUGGGGGAGUGGAAGUAGAGUUCUUCUGGGACGUGUUCAAUUGGGUCAACCGUUCGAAUUCCGGCGCGAACGGGGUAUUCAUUUUUCAGGUCGGCGACGGCGGCGUGUGGCCGGAGAUGGUCGGCCCAGAGAAGAAGUUGAUGAGGAAGAGCUUGUCGGCGCCGGCCACGUUGGCGACGAUCGCGGUGUCACCCUCGCCGUCCAGUUCGAGUGUGUUGCAGUGGGCGGAAGAGAGCAGCGACGGAGGGCGAAGUUCGAGUUCGUCGUCAACGACAACGAGGUCGAGUGGGAGUAAUGGCGGCGGAUUCUCCUUACUAUUGUAUGCUUGGAAGAGUGACUAAUUAAAAUUGAAAUUUGUCAAACCAAUGUCACAUAAAUGUUUGAAUUUUUGAAGAGUUAGCACUUAAUUUAUAUUUAUUUUUUCGUUUGAAAAAAAAUAUUUUGUCAUCGGAUUUUUUAGUUUCAUCUAAUGAUGUGAUUAUUUUAAAUUGUGUUAAUAUGGAGAAUAUUUUGUACAUUAAAUUUGUACAGCAUGAGGAUGUCGUAUUGGAUUACAAGUUUUUUAUGAAUGAUUUCAUAUGUAACUAUUACCU
Messenger RNA from Malania oleifera, 1601 nucleotides. RefSeq lists its product as uncharacterized. The record is from RefSeq and is a predicted model, not a curated record. The transcript has a single exon. The coding region runs from base 354 to 1349 and encodes 331 amino acids. Lineage: Eukaryota; Viridiplantae; Streptophyta; Magnoliopsida; Santalales; Ximeniaceae.